This is a messenger RNA of Rasamsonia emersonii CBS 393.64, 1032 nucleotides long. RefSeq names its product Nucleotide binding protein Nbp35. Gene Ontology annotation, biological process: iron-sulfur cluster assembly. The coding region runs from base 1 to 1032 and encodes 343 amino acids. The record is from RefSeq and is a predicted model, not a curated record. Gene Ontology annotation, cellular component: cytosol. NCBI's taxonomy places the organism in Eukaryota, Fungi, Ascomycota, Eurotiomycetes, Eurotiales, Trichocomaceae. Gene Ontology annotation, molecular function: ATP binding; 4 iron, 4 sulfur cluster binding; ATP-dependent FeS chaperone activity. The transcript has 2 exons.
AUGGCUCCCUCUCUGGAGGAUGCAACAGCGGCAUCUCUAGCUGCGCCAGCGAGGGCAGCGCCAAACCUUGUUGCACCUGAACCAGAACAUUGUCCCGGCCCUGAAUCUGAGCAGGCUGGCAAAAGCGAUGCUUGCGCCGGAUGUCCAAAUCAAUCCAUUUGCGCCUCCGCCCCCAAAGGACCAGAUCCAGACAUUCCCCUUAUCACCGCUCGUCUCUCUCAAAUAAAACACAAAAUUUUGGUGCUCUCAGGUAAAGGUGGCGUGGGAAAGUCGACAUUUUCCGCACUCCUCGCCCACGCUUUCGCAUCCAAUCCAGACUCGACGGUGGGCAUUAUGGAUACGGAUAUCUGUGGGCCAUCGAUCCCGAAGAUGAUGGGCGUCGAGGACGAAACGAUUCAUGUCAGCAAUGCCGGGUGGAGUCCAGUGUGGGUGACGGAUAAUCUAGGAGCCAUGAGCAUCCAGUUCAUGCUGCCCAACCGCGAUGACGCUGUGAUCUGGCGAGGUCCGAAGAAGAAUGGUUUGAUCAAGCAGUUUCUCAAGGACGUGGAAUGGGGGGAGCUGGACUAUCUGAUUGUCGACACUCCACCGGGGACGUCGGAUGAGCAUCUGUCGGUCAAUUCAUUCCUCAAAGAGUCUGGCGUGGAUGGCGCCGUGGUUGUCACCACACCUCAAGAGGUGUCCUUGCUAGAUGUGCGGAAGGAGAUCGAUUUCUGCCGCAAGGCGGGAAUCCGAAUCCUAGGCCUCGUGGAGAACAUGUCUGGUUUCGUCUGCCCGAACUGUACACAUGAAUCUCAGAUCUUCCGAGCCACGACGGGUGGAGGAAGACGACUGGCUAGGAAGAUGGGGAUCCCUUUUCUGGGAUCUGUUCCCCUGGACCCCCGGGUAGGAAUGGCCUGUGAUUAUGGAGAAAGCUUUGUGGACAACUUCCCGGACAGCCCGGCGUCGAAGGCGAUCAAGGCGGUUGUCCGGGCGGUUAGCAAGCAGGUUGGGGAGGACCCCAACCAUGUCCUACUGGAAGAGAUCGUGGUCUAA